Molecule: messenger RNA, 2226 nt
Organism: Adineta steineri
Lineage: Eukaryota; Metazoa; Rotifera; Eurotatoria; Adinetida; Adinetidae
Source: the annotation of a GenBank genome assembly
AUGACAUCACCAUCAGAAACAUUUCUUUGUCCAAUUACUCAUGAACUUAUGGUAGAUCCAGUUAUUGAUCCAGAUGGUAACAGUUACGAACGACAAGCUAUUGUAGAUUGGCUUCGACAAAACAAUACAUCCCCAAUCACUCGCGCUAAUCUUUCAGCAGGUGACCUUCGCCCAAAUCGUGCUCUUAAAUUAGCUAUUGAUGAGUAUCGUGAUUCAUUACGAGAAAGCAAGCAAUCAAAGACUGACUCUCAGACGAACGUGACAUCUGCUGAACUUAAAGUUCUUGGAAAUUAUGCAGAUGGUUUUGUUCAUAUUUCUAUUCAACCACCAGCAGAUGCAGCACGUUCACCAUGUGACAUUUGUUGUGUCGUUGAUACAUCAGGUUCUAUGGCUGUACAAGCUGAGAUUCAAAAUGAUAAGAAUGAAAAAUAUGGCCUAUCACAGUUAGAUCUAGUUAAGCAUGCUUUGAAAACAAUUAUAAAUUCACUUCUUCCACAAGAUCGUUUAUCAAUUGUAUCAUUUGCAAAUAGUGCUAAAGUUUUGUUUAAUUUGACAAAAAUGAAUGAAGAUGGAAGAUCAAGUGCCUUGGCUGCAUUAGAAAGAUUAGAGGACAAUGGACAAACAAAUUUAUGGGAUGGUCUUCGAACUGGUCUUGACGUUCUCUUGAAAGGUCAACGAAAUACUGGUUCUAAUUCAGCACUCUAUCUUUUAACCGAUGGUUGUCCUAAUAUGGAACCACCACGUGGUCAUUUACCAACAUUAGCAAAAUUAAAACAAAAGACUAGUUUUAACUGUACCAUUAAUACAUUUGGGUUUGGAUAUGAAUUGGACAGUAAACUUCUUGAAGAUAUUUCUAUAUUAGGAAAUGCAGGUUCAUAUGCAUUUAUUCCUGAUGGAUCAUUUGUAGGAACAAUUUUUGUUAAUGCUGUUACUACAUUACUGGCUACUGUAGCAUCAAAUAUACAGCUAUGUAUCAAUGGUCAACGAAUUGAACCUUCUGAAUAUACACGAUGGUAUUCAUCACAUUUUACUGAUCAUGGUACAAUAUUUGAUUUAGGUUCAAUUACAUACGGUCAAAGCAAGGAUAUACUUAUUCCGCUUUCUUCCGAUGAUGCAAUGAGAUGUGAAUUUUCAAUAGUAUAUGAUACAUUACUAGAAAAAAAGAAAAGAGCUAAAUUUAAUGUGAAUACUAAUCCUCAAUCAGCAGUUAUACAACAAAUGAAACAACAGAAAUUUCGUCUUCAACUUGUUGAUUGUGUACGAACAGUAUUUGAAGCAAUGCGUCAAAAACAAAAUACUCCGACAACUACAAAUACUGCGUUAGGCGUAGCAAUGGAUCGAAUGAAAAUGUUAGAAGAAGAAAUGCAAAACUAUGCAAAGAAUAAUGAUGAAUAUGUCAACGAUUUAUUCGCAGACUUAACUGGACAAGUUAAAGAGGCUAUCACGAGAGAAGAUUGGUUUAAAAAAUGGGGUGUACACUUUUUACCCAGUUUAACUCGCGCACAUCUUCUUCAAUAUUGUAACAAUUUCAAAGAUCCAGGUAUUCAACAUUAUGGACAAGGCACUCUUUUUUCAGAAAUUCGUGAUGAAAUGGAUACUAUAUUUUGUGCUUUACCUGCUCCAAAAGCUUCGCAACAAACUGGUGCUCAAAUAGACAUGUCAGUUUUUAAUAAUGCUGCUGGUGGAUGUUUCUUUGGUGGAUGUACAGUUCGUUUAAUGAAUGGAACUAGUAAAUUAAUCAAAAAUGUUCAACCAGGUGAUCAAAUGGCACCACAUGGAGGAAAAGUUAAUUAUGUUGUUAAAACAAAAUGUAAAAAUCAAAAGGCACAAAUGGUUGUUCUUGAUAAUGGUUUAAUGAUAACAGCUUGGCAUCCAAUUCGUCAUAAUCAACAAUGGAUAAUGCCAUGUUCCCUUGUUUCCGCUCCUGUGGACAUAUGUUGUGAAGAAGUUUAUAACUUCGCUCUCGAUCAAGGUCACACAAUAUUGGUGAAUGAUAUUGAAUGUGUUAGUUUAGGUCAUGGUUUUAAAGACGAUGUUGUACGACAUUCCUAUUAUGGAACUCAACAAGUAAUCGAAGAUUUACGUCAACUUGAUUGUGAACAAAAUAAUUCAGGUGUAAUCGAAAUUACUGAAGAUAUAUUAAUACGCAACAAAAAAACAGGUUUAGUUAGUGGCUUACGACAAAUCGAUGAACACAAUCAACAACAGCAAAUCUUGGUUCAAUAA